CCGGCAGUGACGUCGCAGACGCCGCCAUAUUGAAAUGUUUCCCCUCUCCUCCUCUUCUUCACUGAGCUCAACAGCAGCCAUCAGCUCUCGCGUUUCAACUGGAGACAGGGACAACAAAACAAACAUGGAGAUAGACACUCUUCUGGAAGCUCUCAAAGAUUUUGACAAGAAGGUAAAGAAAGAGUCAUCUCCGGUGUUGGACCAGUUUUUAUGCCAUAUUGCAAAAACUGGGGAAACCUUGGUAUCCUGGUGUCAGUUUAAAAGCUACUUCAUAUUCAAACUGGAGAAAGUAAUGGAGGACUUCCGAGCAUCGGCCCCAGAGCAGCGAGGUCCUGCUAACCCCAACAUAGAGUCUGUUCCUUUUGAAGAAAUGAAGGAGAGAAUUCUUAAGAUUGUGAAUGGAUACAAUGGGAUCCCAUUCACUAUCCAGCGCUUGUGCGAGCUGCUCACUGAACCGAAGAGGAACUACACAGGGACAGAGAAAUUUCUCAGAGGGGUAGAGAAGAAUGUAAUGGUGGUCAGUUGCAUUUAUCCUACAUCUGAGAAGAAUGGCUGCAGCGGUGUGAACAGAAUGAAUGGAGUCAUGUUGUCAGGGAACACAUCUGUCUUUACAGACAGAAAAGUAAAUGGUCCAGGAACGCCCAGACCAUUAAACAGACAGAAACACUCCAUGUCCAGUUCACUGGCCACAAAUGGCCUUCCGGACAGUACAGAAAAUAAAGAAAUGAACACAGCACAAGGACACAACAAAUCGGCCAGUGAUGCAUCUGUAUCAGGGAUUGGUGGGCCUCUUGGCAGCUCUGUGAAAAACAAACACUUAGAUGAUGAGGAAGAUGAGGGAAUGGAGGCGGAGGAACAUGAAGUAAAGAGGCUGAAAUUUAACCAGGAUUGCAAUGAUGAAGAGGAGGAUGAAGAUGAAGUAGACCAGCAGGUUAUCGAGAGACCGAGAUCUACGUCAACUAAUAGCUCCUCAGAUAAGUCAGAGGAUGCAGAAUCACCGUCAUCCAUGUUGCAUGAGGGGAGUGAGGAAGAGGAGGAAAGUAAACCUCAUGGAUCAGCUGAAAGCUCAGAGGACCAAGGUGCGCCUUCGAGCACACAGCCCGAGUGUCCCCCUGCAGAUUCCAGAGAGGCUUUUACUGAAAGAGAGGUUCCCUGUGGCUCUGAUGACUCUUCAGAUGAGCCCAGCGAUAUGGACCAAUCAGAGCAGAGAGCCCCAGCAGGCGUGUCUUCUAGCCCUGAGGUGAGAGAAGGGGAGGAGCCAAGCGAGCAGGUCAGCAGCAGUAGCACUGAUGAAAAUGCCUCUGGACCCACAUCCAGCAACAGUAGCAUAGCGUCACCCACAGAGGGCGACUCUGGGUCAGGGGCCCAGGACUCGGAGAGCGCAGAGGAGGAGCCAAUGGAGCAGGACUAGAAGCCUGUAGACUCAACAAUAACUGAGUGCUUUUGUGGAGAUUAAGAAGACACACGUUUAAGUGGCCUUCCACAAAGGCCGUCCGAAGCAACAUCCAACCUACCGCCAUGCGCCUUUUGGUCGAGAGUCCACCUAACUUCUCCAACCUUCCCAAACUGACACUUUAUGCAGAUGUACAUAGGAUUUUAUUGCUGAAGUGAGGGUUUUAAACUGUCUUUUUUAAGCGGUUUGACUGAAGUUUUUUGAUGUCUACCAAUCCCACUGUUAACUGACAUCACUAAAAGCUACUUAAAGGAAUAUUCAUUGUUAAAUACAAGUUAAACACUACGCAGCUGUAGCAUACCUUUUAGUUACUACAGGAAAUGAUUCCAGCUCAGUUAGAUAAAGCAAAAGUGGAAGUUGCUUGCUCAUAGAUCUUUGUUGAAAUAUGUUACCAUAAUUUACAGCAUGGCUGUUGUUGUUGUCAAAGCUUAACUUGUAUUUAACCAUGAAUUUUUCUUUUAAUAUUUAAGUCUUGGUUCUUGAAAGUUCAAUCUGUAUUCAGUCUUGUUCUAAGCUUUAGGUCGGCUAGGACGUGUCUCCUCUGCGUAUUGGUGUAUUAAUAUUUUAGUCACCUAGUGUCAAGCAUCGAGACAGUGGAGUUUAUCGUCUUGCUCUAUCUGAAGACCCAUAACUGGCUGACUGGCUGACAGGUUACGUUCCAAGCAAUUACAAGCCAUAGCUAUCUUUUGUUCUGUUAAACAAAUCAAGCCUAAAGUAACAUGGUUUCUUUCUGGUUGUUUGUGUGUAACUGACAGGAUGUAAAAUCAUUUCUCACUUUUGUAUUUUGGUGCGGUCUCCGCUGCGUUGGAAGUGAGUGGUUUAUGUCAGCUACAUUUACCUCUUAAUUCGAACUGAUUUCAUGAUUCACAUUAAUUUAUACCAGCAUUUCAAUCUCCUAUUUUAUGAGAAGUUGUUUUGAUUUUUGUUGUUUUGGAAGGUUGACUGCUCUGACUAGCUCAAUUACAGUGUCAUUUGUGGCAGUCCAACCCCAAGUUGUCUCACCGAUAACAGCUGGCUGCCGUUUUGCAGCUGUGUGUUUUUGAUAUUUAGAAUUUUUAAAUUUCUGUAAAGUAGUGUUUUGUAGAGCGUUGUGUUCACU
Messenger RNA from Puntigrus tetrazona (Sumatra barb), 2552 nucleotides. It is a transcript of the gene ppp4r2b, whose product is annotated as protein phosphatase 4, regulatory subunit 2b. The record is from RefSeq and is a predicted model, not a curated record. Lineage: Eukaryota; Metazoa; Chordata; Actinopteri; Cypriniformes; Cyprinidae. Gene Ontology annotation, biological process: protein dephosphorylation. Gene Ontology annotation, cellular component: nucleus; cytoplasm; protein phosphatase 4 complex. Gene Ontology annotation, molecular function: protein phosphatase regulator activity. The transcript is spliced from 9 exons. Bases 35 to 1411 code for a protein of 458 amino acids.